AUGUCUCUCAGACUCUUCAGACCCGUACAACGCAUCGCGAAAUCUUCAAUUCCUUCUACCUACAGGAACUUCCACGCAUCUUCGCCCAACAUGGUUGUCCACAACCUCACCAGCAAGGCCGAGUUCGACGCCCUCCUCGAGGACAAGACCAAGCCCGCCGUCAUCCUUGAUGCCUUUGCUACCUGGUGCGGUCCCUGCAAGGCCAUCGCUCCUAUUCUUGUCAACCUUUCCAACCACAAGGACAACAAAAAACUUCACUUCGUCAAGCUUGAUGUCGACGAGAUCCCCGAGGUGAGCCAGGAGCUUGGCAUUCGCGCCAUGCCCACCUUCAUCAUUUUCAAGCACGGCCAGAAGGCUCAAGAGAUCGUCGGUGCCAACCCCAACGCACUUACUCAGGCUGUUGCCAAGCUUGCUGAGGAGUUCCCUUCCCCGGACAAGGAAGAGCCCGCGCCCGCGGCCGCUUCUGAGUAA
Colletotrichum truncatum is the source of this 471-nucleotide messenger RNA. RefSeq names its product thioredoxin. Gene Ontology annotation, molecular function: protein-disulfide reductase activity. Gene Ontology annotation, cellular component: cytosol. Lineage: Eukaryota; Fungi; Ascomycota; Sordariomycetes; Glomerellales; Glomerellaceae. The record is from RefSeq and is a predicted model, not a curated record.